AUGGCGGACAAUUUGCCCUCGGAGUUUGAUGUGGUGGUGAUAGGAACCGGCUUGCCUGAAUCUAUCAUUGCAUCUGCAUGCUCAAGAAGUGGCCAGAGGGUUCUACAUGUUGACUCGAGAAAUUACUAUGGAGGAAACUGGGCCAGUUUUAGCUUUUCAGGAUUAUUGUCCUGGAUUAAGGAAAACCAGGAAAAGACUGAUGUCAGAGACGACAGUGAAGAUUGGAGAAAAUUGAUCCUUGAAACAGAAGAAGCUAUUUCUCUUAACAAGAAGGAUAACACCAUUCAGCAUGUAGAAGAUGUCUGUUAUGCUAGGUAA
This is a messenger RNA of Terrapene triunguis (Three-toed box turtle), 318 nucleotides long. It is a transcript of the gene CHM, whose product is annotated as CHM Rab escort protein. The record is from RefSeq and is a predicted model, not a curated record. Gene Ontology annotation, molecular function: GDP-dissociation inhibitor activity. Gene Ontology annotation, biological process: small GTPase-mediated signal transduction; intracellular protein transport; vesicle-mediated transport. Gene Ontology annotation, cellular component: Rab-protein geranylgeranyltransferase complex; cytosol; cytoplasm. NCBI's taxonomy places the organism in Eukaryota, Metazoa, Chordata, Testudines, Emydidae. The transcript has 4 exons. Bases 1 to 318 code for a protein of 105 amino acids.